Molecule: messenger RNA, 1922 nt
Organism: Dicentrarchus labrax (European seabass)
Lineage: Eukaryota; Metazoa; Chordata; Actinopteri; Moronidae
Gene: snip1
Product: Smad nuclear interacting protein
Exons: 4
Coding region: 149-1234 (361 amino acids)
Biological process (GO): miRNA processing
Cellular component (GO): nucleus
Molecular function (GO): protein binding; mRNA binding
Source: RefSeq, a predicted model, not a curated record
GGAAGCGGAAGCGCGCAUAACAGCCGAACUUUGUGAUUGCGAAAUUUUUGAGUUUGCCUUUGUUUUUGUUUUUGUACACUUAAAUCGCGGGGGAAGACGAUGUAUCUCUAGUCACAACGACGGUUGAAUUCGUUUGUGUAUUUUUAAAAUGACCAAAGAGAAGCGACACCGGAGGAGGGAGUCUCCGGAGCGGGAGUCCAAAGUGAAGAUAAAGCAGGAGACACUGAGCCCGGUUAGGCCACAGACAUCCCGCCGCUCGAGGUCGAGAUCCAGCGGCAACUCGAGUCCACAGAGGAGAAGAGCGAGCAGGUCACCCGCCAGGACUAGGGACCGCUCGCCAGGUAGACGAGAGACCUCUCCCGCCAGACGAGGCAGCAGAUCGCCCAGGAACAGAAGAAGUCCACAUCGUGGUGCAGAUGUCAAAAUAAAGCGGGAGCGAGAGGAGCAUCGGGCUAGUGGUGAUGAGCGGAGGAGAAGAAAUGACCAGCCAGAGGAGAGGCGGAGCAGGUGGGAAUCAGACAGACCACGGGAGAGAGACCGUGGCGGAGACAGACCGAGAGAAAGAGGCGCGUUUGCCCCCCAACAAGCCGAGAGACAGCGGCAUGAUGAGCGGCGUAGGGAAAACCGUCAGCGGCGUGAAGAAAACCAGGAAGAGGAUUUCGGUCGGUCUGAAGGAGGGAGUGACGACACAAAUGAACCUCCUGCCGACAAAGAGAAGCCCAACUUUGAAUUGUCGGGGGCACUGACAGAAGAUACAAACACGUUCCGGGGGGUGGUGAUCAAGUACAACGAGCCACCCGAGGCUCGCAUUCCCAAGCGCAGAUGGCGACUGUACCCUUUCAAGAAUGAUGAACCUCUUCCAGUCAUGUACAUUCACAGACAGAGUGCCUAUUUGUUGGGGCGUCAGAGAAAAAUCGCUGAUAUCCCCAUUGACCACCCAUCCUGCUCCAAGCAACAUGCAGUAUUCCAGUAUAGACUGGUGGCGUUUACACGUGCAGACGGCACGCCUGGCCGCAGGGUAAGGCCAUACAUCAUUGACCUGGGUUCUGGCAACGGCACCUACCUGAACAACCAGCGCAUAGAUCCCCAGCGCUAUUACGAGCUCAAAGAAAAAGACGUUAUCAAGUUUGGCUUCAGCAGCCGCGAGUACGUCCUCCUGCACGAGUUCUCAGACACAGCCGAGGUGGACGCCAAGCAGGAAGAGGAAGAGGACGACGAGGGCCUCGAUGAGUAAAUCGUUCCCAUAGACUGUGUUGCCCAAGUUCAUUCAGGUUAGAUAACAUCAUCAUUAGUGUUAAUCAAAUAGUUGUUUCUACAGGGAAUGGAACAAUUAAUUGAACUGGUAAAUGUGGGACUUCAUUUAAAAUAAUGGAACAAGGCUGGUUUGUAUAUUCUGUAAUUACCGAACUAUUGCUUAAACCUGCCACAACUGUCUCACAGAAGACUUCCUAUUCUCAGGUUGAUUGUGUAAUGUCCGUGUGAUGCAUGACUGAUCUCACAUCCGACAGUGCUCACCAUACAAAGUGCUUGGUGCCAGAUAAAGAUAUCUUGCCGAAGUACAAUAGUUCAUUAUAUAUUUUUGGAUCACAGCACAGAGUACAAAGUUUAGCUGAAGACUGAUGUCUUGUCUAUGUCCAGACUAUAUGUGUCAAUGUACAUGAUACGUGGAAUGUGAACUCUAGAGUUAUGUUUAAUAAGCAUCGCUUAUUGUCAGAGUAAAACGUUACAGACAUACGACUUGUAAUGAUAUUGCCUUUUUUGCUUUGUAGUGCAGGGAAAAUAGUUGGUGCUGUUGUGAGUUUCCUUGCACCAACGCUGUGUGUAUUUAAAGACUUCCCCUUUUAUUUUUGUCUGCUCUGAAUCCCACAGCAUUCAUAGCAAAUUUCCAUUUAUGUACUGUAAAUAAAGACAGUGAAAAUUUG